AUUCGUGCUCUCUCUCUCUACCUUAAUAACUUUCUCAUCACGUUGGAUCGAAAUCGGGUAAAAGUAAACGACAAUGGCGGAAGAAUUGGAGAAAUCUAUGCCGAAAGAAGAAUCUCUGAUGGAUAAGAUCGCUGAGAAGAUCCACGAUCACGAUUCUUCGUCGUCGUCUGAUUCCGAGCACGAGAAACCAGAGUCUCCAUCAGCUUUGAAGGCCAAGAUAUAUCGUUUGUUUGGUAGAGAAAAGCCUGUUCAUAAGGUUCUCGGUGGUGGAUUACCCGCUGAUGUGUUCUUGUGGAGAGACAAAAAACUCUCAGCUUCUGUUCUCGGUGUAGCGACUGCCAUAUGGGUUUUGUUUGAAUUGGUUGAGUAUCAUUUUUUGAGUCUUGUGUGUCACAUUUUGAUAUUUGCUCUCGCAGCCAUGUUUUUAUUGUCCAAUGCUCAUGCAUUUAUGAACAAGACUCCACCUAAAAUUCCUGAAAUCCAUAUUAAAGAGGAACAUUUCAUUAUGAUUGUUUCUGCACUUAGAAACGAGCUGAACCAAGCCUUUGUUAUCCUAAGGAGCAUUGCGUUAGGAAGGGACUUGAAAAAAUUUCUGAUGGUGGUUGUUGGGCUGUGGAUAAUCUCUGUCGUGGGCAACUGGUUCAACUUUUUGACUCUUGUAUACAUCUGUUUUGUACUGUUGCAUACAGUACCAAUGUUGUAUGAGAAACACGAGGACAAGGUAGAUCCAGUCGCAGAGAAGACGUUGAAGGAGCUGAAGAAACAUUACAUGGUGUUCGAUGAGAAGGUUCUUUCUAAGCUUCCUAUUGCUUCCCUUAAGGCAAAGUUGGGUUAGAGACUUUAGAGUGAAGCAACCUCCCUCUCUCUCUCUCUCUUUCUCUCUUUAUUCUCUUUCCCCUUGACGUUUUGCUUUGUGUCUUGGGGAAUUUUUAUUUUUUACUUCAGAAGAAAUGUUAUUCUGUGCU
Messenger RNA from Arabidopsis arenosa, 965 nucleotides. NCBI's taxonomy places the organism in Eukaryota, Viridiplantae, Streptophyta, Magnoliopsida, Brassicales, Brassicaceae. The record is from the annotation of a GenBank genome assembly.